UAUUUCCUAUUUUAUCUUGAAGCAUCCCAAAUGUCGAGUUGGAGGAAGCUAUCGGUCUCCGGCCUCUCACUCCUUUGCAGACGAUCUCGUCUUCCUCCCAAUCUCCACCUUGGUUCCCAUUUGUCGAGGCUCCAUAAGUGCUACUUCCCUCCCCACUUCGUUUCCUGCAGUGGCCACCAUCGUCUCUUCCCGGAAUCUAGGGUUUUUGGGAGGUUCUCCUGCUCAUCGGAGUCCGGAAAUGGCAGGUGCUGGAACUGUGGAACUGCGGCAGCCUUGGCUGAGCCAUUCCUCUCUUGCAGGGCAUGUGGAAGUGUGCAACCAGUUGACCAAUCUGUGGACUAUUUCCAGAUUUUUGGGCUGGAAAAGGGAUAUGAUAUACCGGAUGGCAAUCUUGAAGGCAAGUACAAAGAUUGGCAAAAGAAAUUACAUCCUGAUUUAGUUCAUUCAAAAUCUGAGAAAGAAAAGACUUUUGCUGCUGACCAGUCUGCUCGAGUGAAUGAUGCAUACCGCACACUCAAUAAAUCACUGUCAAGGGCGUUAUACUUGAUGCGACUCGAGGGUGUACAUGUUGAUGAAGAAAAAACAGUCAUGGAUCCAGAUCUGCUUGCUGAGAUGAUGGAUAUCCGAGAAGCUGUUGAAGAGGCCAGUGAUUCUCAUGCUCUAAAGCAGUUACAGACCCAGAUAGAAAGAAAAUUCGAAGCUUGGGCAAACUCUUUUCGGGAAGCUUUCAAGAGGAAAAACUUCGACGAUGCAAUAAAUUCAAUACAGAGAAUGAGAUAUUAUGACCGGGCAAUUGAAGAGAUCAUAAAGAAGCUUUGAUUUUAGUUCUUAUGUAAUAUUAUCCUUAACCAAGUUGGAUUAGAAGGUCAGCUGGAAGCUGUUGUUGGAAAGGUCCACGGACCAGGGCCUUACCAAGGUGGAGAUAGAGUGUUUUUAUCUUUUCUCUCCCCCUUCAUAUCAAUAAGAGUUGAUUACAAUCUCAUCUUGAUAAUGUUACGGGGCAUAUCUAUCAAUAAGAAUUGAUAACAAUUUGCAGUUUCAUCUGAAAACCCUUGAUUCAA
Molecule: messenger RNA, 1061 nt
Organism: Phoenix dactylifera (date palm)
Lineage: Eukaryota; Viridiplantae; Streptophyta; Magnoliopsida; Arecales; Arecaceae
Source: RefSeq, a predicted model, not a curated record